Messenger RNA from Acomys russatus (golden spiny mouse), 1689 nucleotides. RefSeq names its product zinc finger protein 329 (gene Znf329). Lineage: Eukaryota; Metazoa; Chordata; Mammalia; Rodentia; Muridae. Bases 32 to 1663 code for a protein of 543 amino acids. Gene Ontology annotation, biological process: negative regulation of transcription by RNA polymerase II. The transcript is spliced from 2 exons. Gene Ontology annotation, molecular function: DNA-binding transcription repressor activity, RNA polymerase II-specific. The record is from RefSeq and is a predicted model, not a curated record.
GCUCCUCCGUCGUCCUCCGUCGGCAUGGAACAUGAAACUGAAAAUAAUAGCUCAGAAUGUUCCUGAAGAAGUUUUCUUUGAGGUAGAAAUGGAAGGAUUUACAAGAGAGGGUCCCUGCUUUUCCAUUUUAGGUGACAAUUGGGACUGCGAGAACCAGGAAAGAAACUUGAGGCAAUCUCCUUUUAUCGAUGAGAAAAGAGGGGCUCAGGAAGCAAAUUGUGACCAUUUUAGUUCGGGGGAGCAUUUGAGUACAAACCCAGCCCUUCUGCCAUCUCAGAGAGUUCCUACAACAAAUGGCUUUCAGGUUCAUAACUCAGAUAUUAAAACUUCUGACUGUGGCCAAACCUUACAUAGUUGUCCUGCAAGUUACACAGUUAAGGGAACUGGUGACGGGGAUGCUUGUGAAAAAGCCAUCCAUCCUUCUAUGGAAGUCACUCAGCUUGUAAGGAACCAAAUGAAAGACAAACCCUAUAAAUGUGCAGAAAGUAUUAAAUCUUUAAAUCACUUUACCACUCCCCUUUGUGACAAAAAAGUUAAGAAAAGAAGCAAGAAAUUUUACAAAGGGAAGGACUUUGGGGACAUCUUGGCCCUGAGCUCAUCUCUGAAUGAGAAAAGAGGUCAUUCCACUGAGAAACCCUACAAAUGUACUGAGUGUGACAAAUACUUCAAGCGAAACUCCUCUCUUGUUUUACACCAUCGAACUCACACUGGGGAGAAACCUUAUACCUGUAGUGAUUGUGGAAAAUCAUUCUCCAAGAACUACAACUUGAUUGUUCACCGAAGGAUUCAUACUGGAGAGAAACCCUAUAAAUGCAGUAAAUGUGGGAAAGCUUUUAGUGACGGAUCAGCUCUGACCCAGCACCAGAGGAUUCACACAGGUGAGAAGCCUUAUGCAUGCCUGGAAUGCGGAAAAACUUUCAACAGAAAUUCCUCCCUGAUUUUGCAUCAAAGGACUCAUACAGGGGAAAAACCAUACAGAUGCAACGAAUGUGGGAAACCGUUCACUGACAUCUCUCACCUGACUGUACAUCUCAGAAUCCACACUGGUGAGAAACCCUAUGAGUGCAGCAGAUGUGGGAAGGCUUUCCGGGAUGGCUCCUACCUCACCCAGCAUGAGAGGACACACACUGGAGAGAAGCCUUUUGAAUGUGCAGAGUGUGGGAAAUCCUUCAGCCGCAACUCUCACCUUAUUGUGCAUCAGAAAAUUCAUUCUGGGGAGAAGCCCUAUGAAUGUAAAGAGUGUGGGAAAACCUUCAUUGAGAGUGCAUACCUCAUCAGGCAUCAGAGAAUUCACACCGGUGAGAAGCCCUAUUGCUGUAACCAGUGCCGUAAACUCUUCAGGAACAUCGCUGGACUUAUCCGGCACCAGAGGAUUCAUACUGGUGAAAGGCCUUAUGAGUGUAAUGAAUGUGGGAAAGCUUUUAGGGAUAGCUCCUGUCUGACCAAGCACCAGAGGAUUCACACUAGGGAGACUCCAUACCAGUGUCUGAAGUGUGGAAAGUCCUUCAGGCAGAACACUCACCUGGUAGUACAUCAAAGACUUCAUAACAGGGAGGGCCCUAGCCAGUGUCCUCAGUGCGGGAAGAUGUUUAGAAGGAGCUGGUGUCUUGUCCGACAUCAGAGAACACACCAGGAAGAGCAGCCGCCCGUGGAAGCAAAAUGAAAGAGGGCUAUAGUCUUCUCGAGCGA